Molecule: messenger RNA, 277 nt
Organism: Racocetra persica
Lineage: Eukaryota; Fungi; Glomeromycota; Glomeromycetes; Diversisporales; Gigasporaceae
Source: the annotation of a GenBank genome assembly
CUUCAAUCCAAAAGUACAACGAGCACUUGACGUUGAUCUUUUCCAUACAUUGGAACAUAAUAGUGUUGUAUGUUGUGUCAAAUUUAGUUCUGAUGGGAAAUAUCUAGCCACUGGUUGUAAUCGAAGUGCUCAAAUUUAUGAUGUUGUAAAUGGCCAAAAAUUAUUCGUUCUUGAUGAUAAUAAUGUAGACAAAACUGGCGAUUUAUAUAUCAGGAGUGUAUGUUUUAGUCCUGACGGAAAAUUUUUGGCCACAGGUGCUGAAGAUAAACAAAUUAGG